Scaptodrosophila lebanonensis is the source of this 1815-nucleotide messenger RNA. Its product is annotated as sodium-coupled monocarboxylate transporter 2-like. Gene Ontology annotation, biological process: sodium ion transport; transmembrane transport. Bases 1 to 1815 code for a protein of 604 amino acids. Gene Ontology annotation, molecular function: symporter activity. NCBI's taxonomy places the organism in Eukaryota, Metazoa, Arthropoda, Insecta, Diptera, Drosophilidae. Gene Ontology annotation, cellular component: membrane. The record is from RefSeq and is a predicted model, not a curated record. The transcript is spliced from 8 exons.
AUGUCGAGCAGCACAGCAGCGACCGCGGCCCCAACCGGGCUUACCUUAGGCAUACUAGACUUAUCUAUAAUUGCCAUCUUGUUAGGCACUUCAGCAGUUAUUGGAGUAUACUUAAGUUUCCUUUCAAAAGGCAAGAACCCCACCGAUGAAUAUAGGCGAGGCUGCAGACAGAUGAAGGUGCUUCCCAUCGCCAUAUCAUUGAUAACGAGUCAGCUAUCCGGUAUGGCUAUAAUGUCUGUGCCUGGCGAAGUAUAUACCUAUGGCAUUUGCUAUAUUUUUCACAUACUUGCCAUGAUCGCAGCUAUACCCAUCUUAAUCUAUGCAAUUGUCCCUGUCUAUUGUGAAAACAAAAUCACAAAUUGUUACGAGUAUCUCGAGAUGCGUUUUAGCAAGGCUACGCGACAAGUAGUGACAGGGACUUUUGUUGGAGGCACAUUGCUCCUGCUACCCGUCUAUAUGUUCCUCCCCUCGCUGGCUUUCUCACAGGUGGCUGGCAUAAAGGUGAUGGAUAUAACCACAAUGCUGUGUUGUCUCAGCGUAGUUUGUACGUUGUUGGGCGGAAUAAAGACGGUUCUCUGGACUGAUGUGGCGCAGAGCGGUGUUAUACUCCUCUUGAUUGUAUUCGUAAGUGUGCUGAGCAUCUUACGAACUGGUGGGAUCAGCACAGUCAUUGAAAAUGCCUCGGAGGGUGGUCGAUUGAAUUUCGAUUUCAGGCUGGACCCACGUAUUAGGAUAACAUUCUGGAAUACCCUCGGAAGUGGUCUCAUCAUGUGGAUUGGUUCUAUUGGCAUGAAUCAGAGUAGUGUUCAGCGCAUCGUAUCGCUGCCAAGUUUGUCUCAUGCUAAAAAAGCUCUGGUCCUUACUGGAAUUGGUUUCUUAAUCGCCGCACUACCCUACUUGUUGUCCGGCAUUAUUAUAUCUGCCCAAUUCUUUGGCUGCGAUCCCAUGCAAGCGGGAGUGGUCAGCAAGGCGGACAAAAUUAUGCCGUUUUUCAUCCAAAACAUUGCGGGUCAUAUAACCGGACUGCCCGGAGUAUUUUUAUCCUGCGUCUUUAGCGCUGCCCUGAGCAACCUCUCGGGCCAUCUUAACUCCCUUGCAGGGGUUGUGUACUUCGACUAUAUUAUACCCCACAUUCGGCACACGGAGGGGGGCGCCAAUACGAUCAUGAGACUGCUUGUCAUUGCUAUGGGAAUUUAUUGUUUUUUGGGAGGAUUUGUUGUCCAGAAAUUUGACUCCAUUUUGCAGGCACUGGCAACCAUUGGUGGUAUUACCAUGGGUGCCAAUAUGGGUGUUUUUUUGAUGGGUAUGCUUGUGCCACGUGUGGGUAGCAAGGCGGCUCUUACUGGCGUCCUCUUCAGCAUCACAGUCAUGGCAUCCAUUAUUAUCAAGGCACAAAUGAGCAUUGAGGCCGGGCAUAUCAAAUAUGUGCCUCUACCCACCUCCAUAGAUCAGUGUGAAGCGAGAAAUUUCCCUAGAAUUCUAAAUGCAAUCAAUACGACAACCACUGUAUCCCCAUUCACAGAAAAGCCGCCUUUAGUCACCGAUGCCUUCAGCAGCAAUAGGGAGUUCUCCAUUUUCGAGAUAUCCUUUCAGUGGUAUAGAUUUUUAGGGGCACUGCUUGUUUUUGUUUGGGCGAUUCCAAUGAGUUAUGUUUGGACCUCAGAUAGGAGGGGGAAGCAGAGUUCCAAACUUUUCUCGCCUUUCGUACGUCGAUUUCUUUCAGAAUCGAAUACUGAAGAGCCAGAAGGACUGCCAUUGAAGGGGCCGUUACAAAAGAAUACCACUGAGUUGGAAAUCAAUAAAAUUUCUAAAUAA